Messenger RNA from Striga asiatica, 1512 nucleotides. Lineage: Eukaryota; Viridiplantae; Streptophyta; Magnoliopsida; Lamiales; Orobanchaceae. The record is from the annotation of a GenBank genome assembly.
UCAGCUUCUCUCUCCACAUUUACUACACACUCUUACUCUACAAUUCUAAUUUCUCACUAUUUAAAAUUAAAUCUUUUCUCAUAUAUAAAUACACACAAUGCAAGUAGAGCCACAUACCAAAAAAUUCAUCUUUUGUAGUUUACAUUAUCUCAUUUUCCGGUAAUGGGCCGGUCACCGUGCUGCGAAAAAGUUGGGCUGAAAAAGGGCCCAUGGACUCCCGAAGAAGAUCAGAAGCUCUUAGCUUAUAUUGAAGAACACGGCCAUGGCAGCUGGCGGGCCCUACCCGCAAAAGCCGGGUUGCAAAGAUGUGGAAAAAGCUGUAGGCUGAGGUGGACUAACUAUUUGAGACCUGAUAUCAAGAGAGGAAAAUUCAGUUUACAAGAAGAGCAGACAAUCAUUCAGCUCCAUGCCCUAUUAGGAAACAGGUGGUCGGCCAUAGCCACUCAUUUGCCGAAAAGAACCGACAAUGAGAUAAAAAAUUACUGGAAUACCCAUCUCAAGAAGAGGCUAGCCAAAAUGGGCAUCGACCCAGUUACCCACAAGCCCAAAAAUGACGCUCUCUUGUCCAGUGAUGGCCAGUCCAAGAACGCCGCCAAUCUUAGCCACAUGGCCCAAUGGGAGAGCGCCCGCCUCGAAGCCGAAGCCCGUUUGGUCAGGCAGUCCAAGCUUCGGCCCGGCCCAUCACCUCUCUUUCAGAAUCAAGGCUCCGAUCAAUUUGCCUCCACCUCGAACCAGAUCCAGAAGCCCGCCGGCGGCCCGGCCCGGUGCCUCGACGUGCUGAAGGCGGCGUGGAGCGGCGGCGGGAUUUCUCCGGCUGGGAUGGACGGUGACUUGGAAUCGCCGACGUCGACGCUGAGCUCCGCCGCCGGUAUCACGGACGGCGGGGCAGCCAAGGAAGAGUCGGAGGACGACUGGCGGCGCCACCUGGCGGAGUACAGGGACGGGGCAGGGGACUCGAUCCCCCCGCCGCCGCCGCUUCAGCCGGAGGAAUGGGAGUCGCCGCCGCCGGAGCAGGUGCCCGGUGGGAAUUUCGGUGAGAAGUUCACGGACCUCCUGCUCGGCGCCGCCUCCGGCGGACGGAGCGCGGCGGAGGACGGCGGCGAGUCGGACAACAACAGCGGCAGCAGCGGCGGCGCCGGUGGCGGUGAUUGUUACGAGGACGGGAAGAACUAUUGGAAUAGCAUUCUGAAUCUGGUGAAUUUUUCGCCUUGUGAUUCGCAGAUGUUCUGACUGCGGCAAAAUUCGUGUGCCACACGAUCACACACGCUCGCACGUGUGAGUGUGUAUAUCGUGUGGUACCAAUGGUUCAUCUGCCACUUUCUUUUUUUUUUUAUUUUUUCUUUCUUUUUUUGUUAGCCUUUGGGUUUUGUGUGUGUGGUUAUUAAUAUCAAAUGUGCGAUGUUGAUAUAGAGAAGUAGCUCCAUUUUAAUUGGUGAUUUCUAAGUUGAGAAAUGAAAUAGGGGCUCUGUUAAUAAUAAUCUUCUGCUAAUUAAUUUUUCUGAUUAUAAUUAA